Molecule: messenger RNA, 246 nt
Organism: Colletotrichum truncatum
Lineage: Eukaryota; Fungi; Ascomycota; Sordariomycetes; Glomerellales; Glomerellaceae
Source: RefSeq, a predicted model, not a curated record
AUGAAAGCUACUACCACGGCUAUUAUCCUCUUCGCUAUCGUCUCUAGUAGUCAAGCACAAAAUGACCAAUGCUGGAAAGCUGGCAACGACCCUGACUGCACUGAAGAACCAGGGAAUCGUUUCCAGUGGAACUGUCUGAGCGGCUCUACUAUAUUUAAUUUGCCCUCGGAGCGCCGCGGGAGGUGCCAUUAUGGACCCUUAGUAGGCAACGUGCGUGUUUGGUGCUGUGACCAAGGAGGGCCUUAA